CCCAAAGAAUCCACAGAAACUCGCCAUCCUUCCGACCUCAAGACAUGGGUAUCUCGCGCUCAUCAAGACACAAGCGUUCCGCUUCGGGAGCCCAGCGUGCCCACUACCGCAAAAAGAGAAAGUUCGAGCUCGGUCGUCAGCCCGCUAACACCAAGCUUGGAGCCAAGCGCAUCCAUACCGUCCGUGUCCGUGGUGGAAACCUCAAGUACCGUGCCCUUCGCCUUGAUAGUGGCAACUUUGCUUGGGCUUCUGAGCAGGUUACACGGAAGACUAGGAUCAUUGGUGUUACGUACAAUGCCUCGAAUAAUGAACUUGUGCGAACGAAUACCCUCGUUAAGAGUGCCAUUAUCCAGGUCGAUGCUACGCCCUUCCGCCAGUGGUACGAGGCCCACUAUGCUCAGCCUGUGACCAAGAAGGGCAAAUCUCAGCCUGCCGCAGAGGAUGCGGAGCCCAAAAAAUUGUCAAACCACGUCAAGCGUGUAUUGGAAGAGAGGAAGAAAGAUGCGAAGGUUGAUCCUCUUCUGGAGUCUCAAUUCGCAGCUGGUCGUCUGUAUGCUGCUAUCUCUAGCCGACCAGGACAAUCUGGCCGUGCCGAUGGCUACAUUCUGGAGGGCAGGGAACUCGAGUUUUACCUCAGGAAGAUCAGGACAGGCAAGCAAAAGCACGCGCAUGCUGCUUAGGUUAUUCUUUGGUCUUUUAUCCUAGCAUCUGUGAGGGAGGGAUGUGUUGUGACUAUCUCAUGCACCGUAUGCCAUGUCCUACUGUAUGAAAUUUAUUUGCUUGCCUAUAUCACAAUACAAUACGCUCCUUCACGCAAACGUACUGGCUAGCUGAUUUGUAAGAAUGCGAUAACGUCUGUCACACAUCUUUGCCUCAAAAUCCAGGACUUGUUGAAAGG
Desarmillaria tabescens is the source of this 898-nucleotide messenger RNA. RefSeq names its product ribosomal protein S8e/ribosomal biogenesis NSA2. Gene Ontology annotation, molecular function: structural constituent of ribosome. The record is from RefSeq and is a predicted model, not a curated record. Gene Ontology annotation, biological process: translation; maturation of SSU-rRNA from tricistronic rRNA transcript (SSU-rRNA, 5.8S rRNA, LSU-rRNA). The coding region runs from base 45 to 680 and encodes 211 amino acids. The transcript is spliced from 6 exons. Gene Ontology annotation, cellular component: ribosome; cytosolic small ribosomal subunit. NCBI's taxonomy places the organism in Eukaryota, Fungi, Basidiomycota, Agaricomycetes, Agaricales, Physalacriaceae.